Molecule: messenger RNA, 1088 nt
Organism: Argentina anserina (silverweed cinquefoil)
Lineage: Eukaryota; Viridiplantae; Streptophyta; Magnoliopsida; Rosales; Rosaceae
Product: NADH dehydrogenase [ubiquinone] flavoprotein 2, mitochondrial
Exons: 10
Coding region: 100-861 (253 amino acids)
Biological process (GO): mitochondrial electron transport, NADH to ubiquinone
Molecular function (GO): NADH dehydrogenase activity
Source: RefSeq, a predicted model, not a curated record
CUUCCACAUCCCCUUCAUCACCCUCAGCUUUCAUUUUGGGCCUUCUCUUCUCUCUCCUCUUUGCUCGCUCACAGUGUGAAUUGGGAGCUGAAACCUAAAAUGCUGGGCCGACUCGCCGCCACUCGGCUCCAAGAGAUCCGCCGAGUCUUCACUCAGCCGUCGUCUGUUCGAUCCUUGUCCACUGCGCUCAACUACCAUAUUAACUCGCCGGACAACAAUCCAGAGCAACCAUGGGAGUUCAGCGAGUCUAACCAAGCUAAGGUGAAAGAGAUACUUUCUCAUUAUCCGUCCAACUACAAGCAAUCUGCAGUGAUUCCACUGCUGGAUCUUGCCCAACAGCAACAUGGAGGAUGGCUCCCUGUUUCAGCAAUGAAUGCAGUAGCGAAGGUUAUAGAAGUUGCUCCUAUACGUGUAUAUGAAGUUGCAACAUUUUAUUCAAUGUUCAACCGGGCAAAGGUUGGCCAAUAUCAUCUGUUGGUAUGUGGGACAACACCCUGUAUGAUUCGUGGCUCACGAGAUAUUGAAUCUGCUCUACUGAAACACCUAGGAGUUAAACGCAAUGAAGUAACCAAGGAUGGAUUAUUCUCUGUUGGGGAAAUGGAAUGCAUGGGUUGCUGUGUGAAUGCUCCUAUGAUUACAGUGGCAGAUUACUCAAAUGGAUCGGAGGGAUAUACUUAUAAUUAUUAUGAAGAUGUUACUCCAGAAAAAGUUGUGGAAAUAGUUGAAAAGUUACGAAAGGGUGAAAAGCCUCCGGCCGGCACUCAAAAUCCUAAGCGCAUGAAGUGUGGACCAGAAGGUGGAAAUACUACGUUGCUCGGUGAGCCAAAACCUCCUCCAUGCCGGGAUCUUGAUGCAUGCUAAGACUAUGAUUUAUGUUUAUAAUAAUGCAAAUCUUGGAGCUUUCAGGCUUCCAUUUGCUCUGGGCACUUGUUGCAUUGUACGCAUAUACUUGAACUGUUCUGUGUAUUCGAGUGGCAGUAUAACUUCUGCCAGUGAUGUAUUUUUGUAUGCAUCCAUCUUUCAUUAUGUUGUCGGUUAAGCUAUACAGUUCUACAAAUGGUUCAUGGGCUUGCCACAUUUUUUCUUCA